GCCCGCGAGCCGGCGGGCCCUCGCACGUGAAGGCGUCGCAAAAAGCCGGCUGGGGUCCUUCCGCGCGAGGCGUCGCAGCCGGUGGGCCGUUGGGAGCGCGCGCGCCGGUGGCCCCCCACCAUGUAUUACAAGUUCAACGGCGUCACGCAGAGGCUGGUCGGGGCAGCGGCGUCCGCCGCCUACAACCCCCAGGGACUCAAACCAAUAGUUUCCACUGAAUCCCCAGCUCUGAUUUUUGGGACAACAACUAAACUUGCUUCAGAUUUACCAGCAACUGAUUCUUUCUUGGGUAAAAACAAGGUGCCAGACCUACAGAAACUUUUUCAGUCUGACUUGAAAGCAGAUGGACUGCCAGUACACCUGAAACGAGGAGUUCCAGAUAAGCUGCUUUAUCGGACCACUAUGGCUCUAACAAUAGGCGGGACAAUCUACUGUCUAGUAGCACUGUACAUGGCCUCACAACCAAGAAACCAAAAGUAAAUGAACCACAACUCAUGGGACUCGUGACACUUCUCUGAAGGACCUCCUGCACGUAUCUCUUUGCACUUGCUUUAAUUCUGUGAUCAUAUAGGGUUCAUUACUCAGAUCAAAUUUCUUGGAGAAAAUGUUUUUAAAUUGGUUGCCUUAUGUGUUCUAGAAAUCAAUAUAAACAGGCUUAAAGACAUCAUUUUAACAUAUGGUUGUAGCUUUGCAUUUGUUGUCUUGCAGGAGUGUAUGAACAGUUGGAGAAAGUUAAGCUUUUCCUUCCUUCCCUCCCCCAACUUAAACAAUGUUAGAGAUAGGACAGGACAAAUACUUUGUGGGCUAUGCUCCACAUUCCUUAGUGGGAGGAUGCUGCUGGUUUCCAAAACAGUAAAAGCAAAUAAUGUAAUUAUUGUAACAUACUGGGAGCCUGUUUCUGUCAUACACAGCUCAUUUUACAUAAGCAGGUGGCAGUGGAACUUUUCCAAAUGCUGGUAUAUUAUUAAAUAUUUGUACCUCUGAUGGUAGGACAAAGGGCUUAUCACCUUGGAGCAUUUAAAGUGGAUUCAUUCUGUAAUGUUAGCAUCACUGUACACAGCAGAGUGCACCAAUAUUGUAGCGUCAAUUAUAACAGUUUUUGGACUUUCAUUUGUCAAACUAUCUUAUUGUGCAAUAAAGAUAACUACAUGAAUAAUAAAA
Aquila chrysaetos chrysaetos is the source of this 1161-nucleotide messenger RNA. RefSeq names its product cytochrome c oxidase subunit 7A-related protein, mitochondrial (gene COX7A2L). The coding region runs from base 121 to 480 and encodes 119 amino acids. Gene Ontology annotation, biological process: mitochondrial electron transport, cytochrome c to oxygen; mitochondrial respirasome assembly; regulation of oxidative phosphorylation. Lineage: Eukaryota; Metazoa; Chordata; Aves; Accipitriformes; Accipitridae. The record is from RefSeq and is a predicted model, not a curated record. The transcript is spliced from 4 exons.